GCUAGGGCACAUAGGAAGAAUAGGAGGAGGAGGAGGGGUGGGGGAUAGGAGGAGCGAGGAGGCCGGUUGCCCGCGAUGUUGCGGCGCGCGGCGAGCAACGCCUACUCAUGGUGGUGGGCGAGCCACAUCCGCACCACCCAGUCCAAAUGGCUCGACAACAACGUCCAAGAGAUGGAGACAAGGGUGAAGGCCAUGAUCAAACUCAUAGAGAUAGAUGCUGAUACAUUUGCAAAGAAGGCAGAACUAUACUUCAAGAACAGACCCGAACUAAUAAACUAUGUAGAAGAGACAUUUAGAUCUUACCAGGCGAUUGCUGAUAGAUAUGACCGGGUAUCAGGGGAGCUUCACAAGGCCAACCACACCAUAGCAACUGCGUUUCCAGAGCAAGUCCAGCUCUCUCUGCAAGAUGACAAUGGUGAUGGUUUCCCGAAGGGCAUUACAGGGAUCAAUAUCAGCAGAGGAACCAACCCAGCUCCAAAGAGGACACAGACACAUAGAAGGAUUAGCUCUCAGAUGAGUAAAGACAAGGCACAGGAAGAGAUUGAGAGGCUACAGAAGAAAAUCCUCGUCUUGCAGACUGAAAAGGAAUUCUUCAAGAGCUCAUAUGAAUCUUCGUUAACUAAGUAUUUGAACAUUGAAAGACAGGCGACAGAAAUGCAAGAGGAGGUAUGGAGCUUGCAGGAGACUUUUAGCACUAGUGCGGUUAUUGAAGACAAUGAAGCUCGAGCUUUAAUGGCUGCACAAGCCCUUAUUUCAUGUGAGGAUAAAUUGGCUAGUUUGGAAUGUGAGCAAAAGAGAUCAUAUGAAGAGACAACCAUGGAGAUUCAAAGAGUCAUGGAUGCAAAGAAGAAGUUAACAAUUUUCAAGAGCGAGUGUGGGUAUCCUUUUGAUCAGAAGGACCUAUAUCAAGGCAUAGAGUUCUGUUCUGUACCUACAUCUAUAGAGGACAAUGAUCUAAUUCUGAAAGAACACAAGCUUGAGCUGCAUGAAAUAUCCCAAAAGGUCAAACAAAAAUUUGAGGCAUCCUCAGAGGCAUAUGUGGUGCAUCUAGCCGGGCAGGUUGAUGAAUUUGUGGAUAAGGUCAUCAGCCUAGAAAUUGCAGUUUCUUCACAAAAUGCUCAAAUCGAUAGAGUGAAAAAUGAGGCAGACGAGCUACACAAGCGCUUGGAUAGCUUGGCAGAUGAUAAAGCAGCUUUGAUCGAGGAUUCUAGCAAGUUUUCUGAAAGAUUAAAGCAAGUCGAGGAGGUGUUGCAAACAAUACAGUGGAUUGAAAAGUCUGUGCACACUGAGAAUGGACAUAUUCACAUGCAACUAACUGAAGUAAAUGACACUCUUAAUGAUUUUGUAAAUAAGUUGGAUGUCCAUUUCACUGAUGAAAUAGUAAAUUCAUCCCUGGAGUCUAAAGGCAUAGCUUCUGAUGAAGGUGCAAAUAAACCUGAGGCAUGCUAUGAUUCUUCUCAAGAUGAUCCUGGAAAUCCAUGCAAAUCAACAGAUGAAGGAUUAUUGGACUCAUUAGAUUGCUCUAGCGAGACACAUGAGGAAGAGCUAGAUGAAACUUUAGUUCUGAAUGGGCUAGAGGGUAAGGAUAAAAUUUUCUUAAAAGAUUAUGCAUCCAUCCUUCGUAACUACAAAGAUACAAAGAAACAACUUUUAGAAAUCGAGAAGAAAAAUCGAGAGUAUCAUCUUGAGGCAAUGUCAGAGAUGAAGGAGUUAAAAAGUUCUAGUGCAACAAAAGAUGAUGAGAUUCGCGCUCUUAGACGAAUGUUGAGCUGUUUACAAACCAAGCUCAACAAUUCUCUAUCUCAGCAUUUUGAAAAGUCUAAAGAAUCAUCUAAAGCAAACGCCAAUCCUAGCCUUGAAGAUAAAGAGGUCACUGAGAUUGAAGAAAACAUGAAGAUAAGCCAACAUGAAGAACCACAUGAUUCAUCAUUGGAGGAUAAAUUCAGAGUUGAAAUCAGCAGAGUACUGGAGGAAAGCCUGAAUUUCUGGUUGAGAUUCAGUACAUCUUAUCAUUACAUGCAGAAGUUCCAGAAAUCAUUUGAUAAAGCAAAAGCUGAGAUGGAUAGACUUACUGAUACCAAAGCACAGGAAGGCUCAGAUGUCGUGCCUUCUUGUCAAUCAACUAGAAAACUAGAGUCAGCUGCGCUUGAAAAGAAGUUCCGUGACUUGAGCACCGAUCUGCAGGUAUGGUUGGAAAAGAAUGUGCUGCUGCGAGGGGAACUAGAGAAUAGAUUCUCAUUGCUUUGCAGCAUACAAGAGGAGAUAUCAAAGAUUACAACAUUGGGCCAAACUGAUGAUGCUCAUUUCACUCCUUUCCAGUCUGCAAAGUUCCAAGGAGAGGUCAACAAUAUGAAGCAAGAGAACAACAAGGUUACCAAAGAGCUACAAGCUGGGAUGGACCAUGUGAGGGGCCUCCAAGUGGAGGUUGGGAGGGCUCUUUUGAAGCUCAGAGAGAAUGUUGAACUGUCUAUUGGAAGAAGCAACCGAACACAACAUAGCUUCAGAUCUUUGUCAGUGAAGGCUGGAGUACCCCUUCGAACUUUCCUAUUUGGUAAUAAGCCAAAGAAAGCGUCGCUCUUUUCGUGCAUGGGUCCUGUGAUGCCAAAGCCAGUUGCUGACAUGAGGUCAGGGCUUUUUAGAUGAGAUUGGUUAGAUCAUGAGCUACACUUUCUUUUCCUUUUCUUAAUGUUCUAGAAAAUGAUCACAUGUUAAUUUAAAUCAUAUAUUGAGGCUCUAUAGGUUUUUAGAAUGUAAAAAGGCUCGUGUAAUAUCUUUGCAUUUCUUUUUGGAAAAGAAAUCUUGUUGUUCUCUGACUUGACUUUUGUCUUUUCAUUAAUGUUGACUUGUGAAUUAAUUUAUAACAUCUCAUUUCCAAGAUACUGAAAAAUAAUGAUGAGAUAAGCAUAUGGU
Messenger RNA from Oryza brachyantha (malo sina), 2910 nucleotides. Its product is annotated as protein NETWORKED 2A-like. NCBI's taxonomy places the organism in Eukaryota, Viridiplantae, Streptophyta, Magnoliopsida, Poales, Poaceae. Bases 76 to 2643 code for a protein of 855 amino acids. Gene Ontology annotation, molecular function: actin binding. The transcript is spliced from 2 exons. The record is from RefSeq and is a predicted model, not a curated record.